This is a messenger RNA of Lactuca virosa, 551 nucleotides long. NCBI's taxonomy places the organism in Eukaryota, Viridiplantae, Streptophyta, Magnoliopsida, Asterales, Asteraceae. The record is from the annotation of a GenBank genome assembly.
AUGGAGCCAGCCAUCAUUACUAAUGUUACCAGAUCCAUGGAAAUAUGGAAAGAGGAAGUUUUCGGACCCGUUCUUUGUGUAAAAACAUUCACCACAGAAGAAGAAGCCAUUGAAUUAGCAAACGAUACUCAUUAUGGACUGGGUGCUGCUGUAAUAUCCAAAGAUUUGGAAAGAUGUGAGCGUGUAUCAAAGGGUUUUGAGGCAGGUAUUGUAUGGAUCAACUGCUCGCAACCAUGCUUCUCUCAAGCUCCAUGGGGUGGGAAAAAGCGGAGUGGUUUUGGUCGUGAGCUAGGAGAACGGGGUCUUGAGAACUACCAGAAUGUGAAGCAGGUGACUCGAUAUAUUUCUGACCAGCCUUGGGGUUGGUACAAACCUCCAUCUCAAUAACCUGUAAGAGCUUUCUUGAUAUAUUUCAAAUGAAAUAAACCAUGAGAAGUUGGUUUAUUUGAAAGAAAUUUACCUUAAAAAGGUUAAGAAUGUAGGGAUGUGUUAUAAUAGUUGAUUGAUUUUGGUUCAGUUGAUUUUUGUUUUAAUUUUUAAUGGUUUGCUUU